AUGCCUAUGACAGCUCCCAGCGUCACCACUCCUGCCAGCACCAUCACCACCACUCAUCACCACUCCUCACUUCCGUUCCCAGCGUCACCACUCCUGCCACCACCAUCACCACCACCACAUCACCACUCCUCACUUGACAUCACCACCUCACUCCGUUCCCAGCGUCACCACUCCGCCAGCACCAUCACCACACCACAUCACCACUCACUCCUCACUUCCAUUCCCCAGCGUCACCACUCCUGCCAGUACCAUCACCACCACCACAUCACCACUCCUCACUUGACACCAUUCCUCACUUCCAUUCCCAGCGUCACCACUCCCGCCAGCACCAUCACCACCACCACAUCACCACUCCUCACUUCACCAUUCCUCAGCCGUCACCACUCCUGCCAGCACCAUCACCACCACCACAUCACCACUCCUCACUUCCGUUCCCAGCGUCACCACUCCUGCCAGCACCACAUCACCACCACCACAUCACCACUACUCCACCAUUCCUCAGCGUCACCACUCCUGCCAGCACCACACCACCACCACUCACCACUCCUCACUUCCGUUCCCAGCGUCACCACUCCCGCCAGCACCAUCACCACCACCCACCCAUUCACCACUCCUCCACUUCCGUUCCCAGCGUCACCACUCCCGCUCACCACCACCACAUCCACCACUCCUCACUUCCGUCCAGCGUCACCACUCCCCAGCCACCAUCACCACCACCACAUCACCACUCCUCACAUCUUCCACAUUCCCAGCGUCACCACUCCUGCCAGCACCAUCACCACCACCACUCAUCACACUCCUCACUUCAUCACCACUCCUCUUCCGUUCCCAGCUCCACCACUCCUGCCAGCACAUCACCACCCACCACAUCACCACUCCUCACUUCCGUUUCCCAGCGUCACCACUCCUGCCAGCACCAUCACCACCAUCAAUCCACCAAUCACCACUCCUCACUUCCGUUCCCAGCGUCACCACUCCUGCCAGCACCAUCACCCACCACAUCACCACUCCUCACUUCACCAUCCUCACUUCCAGGCGUCACCACUCCUGCCAGCACCAUCACCACCACCACAUCACCACUCCUCACUUCCGUUCCCAGCGUCACCACUCCUGCCAGCACCAUCACCACCACCACAUCACCACUCCUCACCCAUUCCUCACUUCCCGCCCAGCGUCACCACUCUGCCACCACCACUCAUCACCACAUCACACUCCUCACUUCCGUUCCCAGCGGCGUCACCACUUCCUGCCAGCACCACCACCCAUCACCACAUCCGCCGUCACCACUCCCGCCAGCACCACACCACCACCACCACUCCUCCACCACUCCUCACUCCCGUUCCCAGCGUCACCACUCCCGCCAGCACCAUCACCACCACCACAUCACCAACUCCUCACCAGCACCAUCUCACCACUCCUCACUCCCGUUCCCAGCGUCACACUCAUGCCAGCACCAUCACCACCACCACAUCACCACUCCUCACUUCCGUUCCCAGCGUAAGUGUGAUUGAUGUCUUGAUGUCAGAGUUCUAG
Molecule: messenger RNA, 1533 nt
Organism: Penaeus vannamei (Pacific white shrimp)
Lineage: Eukaryota; Metazoa; Arthropoda; Malacostraca; Decapoda; Penaeidae
Source: RefSeq, a predicted model, not a curated record